Molecule: messenger RNA, 936 nt
Organism: Podospora anserina S mat+
Lineage: Eukaryota; Fungi; Ascomycota; Sordariomycetes; Sordariales; Podosporaceae
Exons: 4
Coding region: 1-936 (311 amino acids)
Cellular component (GO): cytosol
Molecular function (GO): aldose reductase (NADPH) activity
Source: RefSeq, a predicted model, not a curated record
AUGCCCCCCAAACACUUCACCCUCAACACCGGCGCCAAAAUCCCGUCCAUCGGCCUGGGAACCUGGCAGUCGCCCCCAGGCCAGGUAGCCUCCGCCGUCUCCUACGCCCUCCAAAACGGCUACACGCUCAUCGACGGCGCCUACUGCUACGCCAACGAAGAUGAAGUCGGCCAGGGGCUCGCAGAGGUCUUAUCCGCCGGCAAAGUGAAACGAGAGGACAUCUUUGUCGUGAGCAAAGUCUGGACUACGUACAACACCCGCGUCGAGGAAGGAUUGGACAAGAGCUUGAAGAGUCUGGGGUUGGAUUACGUUGAUCUGUUCCUGGUUCACUGGCCGCUGCUGAUGAAUCCUGAGGGUAACCACGACCGGUUCCCCACCAAACCGGACGGGAGCCGCGACAUCAUCCAGGGGUACAACCAUGUUGAUACCUGGAAACAGAUGGAGGCGCUGCUGAAGACUGGCAAGACAAAGGCCAUCGGUGUUUCCAACUACUCCAAGCUCUACCUUGAACAGCUCCUCCCCCACGCCACAGUCAUCCCAGCCGUCAACCAAAUCGAGAACCACCCCGGUCUUCCCCAGCAGGAGAUCGUCGACCUUUGCAAGGAAAAGGGAAUUCACAUCAUGGCGUACAGCCCCCUGGGGUCAACUGGUGGACCGCUGUUGAGCGCUGAGCCGGUGGUCAAGAUUGCGGAGAAGCAUGGCGUGAAGCCGAGCUCGGUCCUGCUGAGUUACCAUGCCCCGAGAGGCAGCACCGUGCUCGCCAAGUCCGUCACCCCCGAGCGCAUCAAAGAGAACAUCGAGUCUCUGAUCGACCUGGAUGAGGAGGACCAGGCUGAGCUGAAGGCGUACUCUGACAAGCUGGUUGCGGAGAAGAAGUGGCAGCGGUUUGUGUACCCGCCAUUCGGUGUCAACUUUGGUUUCCCAGACAAGCAGUGA